GCCAUUCACCUCAUGGCUGAAGGGCUUUUAAUAUCUCUUCAAUGAAGUGAGAUUCGGUCUUUUAAUAGGGAAUACACUCACUUGAUCAUUAUUUCAGCCGAUGAGCCAUCAAGAAUUGGCAUUUUAAACGCUCGCUCAUUAGACGCAAAGCUGUGAGUAAUAUUUUGUUCAUUUUAUUCGAACACAUUGCUGAUGUAGCCAUUUCAACAGGUUGAAUAAUCGCAACAAUACCACACACUGAUGGGAACUGGCACUUGAACAAGAAUAAAGGUCUCAUUGUAAUACGACAACAUGGCGGCUGCAUCUACUUUGAUCGGCAUUGCAUCUGCUUUCUGUGUCCUCGGCCUAGGCCUCAUUCUCAAGUCCUCAUGGAGGGCCCUAUUAUUAACCCUGGUUCUGGGGGUCAUCUCCAGCGGUGUCUUUAUCACGGCGCGACACCUUCAAAUCCAGCAGUCUCGUUUAAAGCGACCAAUUCAUCUGUCUGAUGUCGCUGCGAAGAAGUCCACCAGUCCCAGCUUGCUCAAAGGAGCUUACUUCUUCGUCGUCUUGGGCUCAGGUGGCCAUACCAAGGAAAUGCUAGCCAUGAUGGAGAUCAGCUUUCCCAACGUCCCCGACAUGCACCGACGCUAUCUCAUCUCUAGUGGUGACUCAAUGUCACUCACACACCUGAAUGCCUUUGAAGACGAGCUCAGAACUACUCAUGGCGAGGGACAAGUAGGGACAUUUGACAAACACAUCGUUGCGAGAGCCAGAAAGAUUCACCAGAGUCUACUGACAACGCCCUUUACCGCCCUGAUGUCGGUGGCUCAAAUAUUCCCCUUGCUGCUGUCCUCUCCUUUCAAGGGCCCCAGAAGUCGCCAGCAGUUUCCCGACAUCAUUCUCACCAAUGGCCCUGCCACUGGCUUCAUUGUCGGCCUGGUGGCGUACCUCCUCAAGAUGCUCUACGUUGUUCCAGAAGACACCAUGCAGGUCAUCUACAUUGAGUCGUGGGCCAGAAUUCAGACCCUCAGUCUGACAGGGAAGCUGUUUCACUACACUGGCAUUGCCGACAUCUUGUUGGUUCAGCAUGAGCAAGUAGCCAAGACCUACGGCGUUACGAAUGCAGGUUGCAUGGUUGUGAGAAAGAAGAGAUGACAAUUCGUCAAAUCUCAAUCAUUUCUGGCCCUUAUGAGCGAGAAAGGUCGGUGGAUGCUUGGCAUCGGACAGAAUAUAUAGCUAUCGGCCCUUCCUCCUUUUCAUCAAUACAAACCCAU
This is a messenger RNA of Colletotrichum scovillei, 1253 nucleotides long. RefSeq lists its product as uncharacterized. Lineage: Eukaryota; Fungi; Ascomycota; Sordariomycetes; Glomerellales; Glomerellaceae. The record is from RefSeq and is a predicted model, not a curated record. Gene Ontology annotation, biological process: dolichol-linked oligosaccharide biosynthetic process. Gene Ontology annotation, cellular component: UDP-N-acetylglucosamine transferase complex. The transcript has 2 exons. The coding region runs from base 292 to 1134 and encodes 280 amino acids.